Schistosoma curassoni is the source of this 501-nucleotide messenger RNA. The record is from the annotation of a GenBank genome assembly. Lineage: Eukaryota; Metazoa; Platyhelminthes; Trematoda; Strigeidida; Schistosomatidae.
AUGAAUAAUCCUCGUCAUUGGUGUACAAACGGACUUGCUGGAUUAAAUGAAAUACCAUCUUUUCUUCAGUCGGACUCGAUAUCAUUGAAUAGCAGCAAUGAUAAAGUCAAUCAAGAUACAAAUGUAUCAGAGAAUAACUUCUCAGUAAAUCCAGAACAUGCGAUCCGUGGAUCAACGCGUCAUAUUUAUCAGAAUGGCUGUCUGAUUGGAGUUUUGGAAAAAGAAAACCUCCUUACUACUGGUAAUUUAUAUCUUGAAUUCGGUCCUGGUCGUGCUGGAUUAUCUCAUUGGAUCAACAACUGCCUAGCGUCUUCUGAAUUAGGCUCUCGUUGUUACGAUCGGUUUCCAGGUGUAUGGCCGGUAAAGGCACCUGAAACUGACUUUAUAGUUGUGGAACUCAAUUCCGUUCGUAAUAAGAUGGAUAGACGGCAACGUGAUGAAGGGAAUUUUACACGUAUUAGAAUAGAUAUAGCUAACUUGGAUCUUACCUCUCAGGUAUAA